This is a messenger RNA of Callorhinus ursinus (northern fur seal), 206 nucleotides long. Its product is annotated as large ribosomal subunit protein eL39-like. Gene Ontology annotation, molecular function: structural constituent of ribosome. Lineage: Eukaryota; Metazoa; Chordata; Mammalia; Carnivora; Otariidae. Gene Ontology annotation, biological process: translation. Gene Ontology annotation, cellular component: cytosolic large ribosomal subunit; ribosome. The record is from RefSeq and is a predicted model, not a curated record.
CUGCUCUGCGUGGCCGGCUGCUUCUCGCCAUGCCUUCUCACAAGACUUUCAGAAUCAAGCGAUUCCGGGCCAAGAAACAAAAGCAGAAUCGUCCCAUUCCCCAGUGGAUUCGGAUGAAAACUGGCAAUAAGAUCAGGUACAACUCCAAAAGGAGGCACUGGAGAAGAAUCAAGCUGGGUCUGUAAGGCGUCACAUGUCAUGAGAUG